Messenger RNA from Penicillium verhagenii, 1383 nucleotides. RefSeq lists its product as uncharacterized. The record is from RefSeq and is a predicted model, not a curated record. The coding region runs from base 1 to 1383 and encodes 460 amino acids. The transcript is spliced from 3 exons. NCBI's taxonomy places the organism in Eukaryota, Fungi, Ascomycota, Eurotiomycetes, Eurotiales, Aspergillaceae.
AUGCGAGAGACACCGGAUAACGGUGACAUUCCAAACACAACCCCAAACGCCGAGAAUAUAUUGCAGGCGAUGACCCCAGCUCCCCAAUGUACGCAGAGCGUGGUGGCAGCCUUCAUAGACUCCGUCGUGAGCGAAUCGGCCGGAAGUCCCACGAUCGAGAAAUCAACACACGUUGACACCCAUACUACAGCUGGUCAUCAGAUUCAACCAGGCACUAUUCCCUCCACGGGAAAUAAGCCUGCAAACCCAACCCCUAUACCGAGCGUGAACUCAUCAUUUGGAAAUGCGACACCACUCGACGGACAGAAUUUGCAACGCGAUCGGGGACUGGCGGCUGCUACUGCGGCUCCUAAUGGAGCUGCUGUUCCGCAGGCAAACAAGCCACCUGCGAAACGCCCUAACGAGGGAUCGGAGAUGCCGCCUGCUAAAGUCCAAAGAACAAACUCGGUUGCACAGGCGGGAAACCCGCCACCACAAACACAACCCUCCACAACGCCUGUUUUCUCCAACCCCGAGAAGAGGCUAGAGGAAAGACUUCAACGAUUUGGGGGACAACCCAGGGAACAACCCAUUGGGCAGAUCAAUGCGACUGCUCCGCCCAUUGGGCCCAAGGGACAAUUGCCACCACCAGAGCGCGCUCGCCAUCUAGACCUGGCAGAGAACGAUCGCCAUCGGGGCGAGGCCGAGAAAGAUCACCACCUAGAAGCACCCGGCUACCCAAUUCCCACUGCACCCCUUUCACGCCCCGGCAGCGAGCAUUUGCAGCGGCCCAUAGACGCUACACCAGCUCCACCCAAACCCCCAGUUCCCACCUACCAGGGCCACGACUGGGGAGAAUGCCGGAAUUCCACUGGGAAUAUAGAGGUACACUUCAAAAAGUACGCCGCGUUUUAUUGCAACGACGCAAGGAAGAUCCAAACCGGCAGGGGUGCCAUUGCUCGACAGCUGGUGGGCCAAUGGGACUCGUACGCCAAGAAACUUACAACCCCCACUUGGUUCAGCUUCUGCACCUUCCUUGUGGAGGUAAUGCCGCUCGCUGGAGGCGAAGAGAACUGCCGUCACAACUAUAACCAAAUGUACCAACGGGAGAACCAACCCGUGCGUGAAUUUGUUCUCCAUUCGCUGCGGUACGCCAAGUCCUGGAAGAAGAACGGCCACUGCCGCCUUCGGCAUCUCUACGAUCGCCUGGCUCCGCCCCUUGGAGCAAGCUUAGACAAAACAUGGAGGGACUUCACGGAUUACCAUGAAUUUGUGGAGUAUUUGGUGAAGGUUCAGGACAAGUUGCCCAAAGACCAGAGCCUUUCCCUUCGUGCGGGUCCGCCGAUGCCGAAGAGAGCGGCAUCGCGCCCUCCAAAGCGACGCGGUGGUCGAGGUCGUGGCUGA